GCGGAUUGGCUGGACGGCGGUGAUGUUUUCCUUUGGGAGGGUGGAGGUCACGUGACUUGGACUUGCCGCCGGUGAUUUGGGGAGUUUUUUUUAGGGAAAAUCCCGCAAAUUCAACAAAAUUAUGCUAGAUCAUUUUACUCGUUUAUGGGCUCAUCUGAUUCCGGCGGCAACACGAUUGGCGGAAACUGUCGGCAGUCCGCGGCCCCGGCGGGCGGUUGGACGAGGCACUCGGCCCGGGGUCACGUGACAGGAGAUGGCGGCGGCGCCUGACAUGGCGGCGACUGGCUAGCGAGUGAGCGGAGUGCGCGCCCUGUGUCCUCGCCUCGCCUCAGUGCAGCGGUGAGUGGCCGAGCCUAACAAACACCCCUCCAGCUCUGCUCUCGAUGCCCAAUCCCACCGGCUGCCCGACCGGUUAUUGUCAGUCUGAGAUGACAGACCCAGGCCAAGAUCUUCUGCUUGCUGCUUUGAGCGAAAGUGGGAUUAGUCCUAAUGACCUUUUUGAUGCAGAUCCACUUGAUACUGGCUUGAUGUCGCCUUUGUCAUCUGGUGGCUUGCAGCAGCCACCAGCAGCUACCACUUUUGUGCUAAAUCAGCUGAAUCAGCUGCCAAACCUUGGAACAACAUUAAUUGUGACAAAGGCACCUGUAAAUGCCGUCUCUCGUCCCACAGUUACUGUAGCAAAAGUUAUUCAUACCAGCUCACUAGCAUUAACCUCUACAGCUGCUCCAGCAGCAGCUACAGCAUCCACCAAGGACCAGAUCCAGCUUAAAGACUUACUUAAAAGCAACAGCUUAUCGGAACUGAUGAAAAUGAAGCCACCAUCCAAUAUUGUUCAACCUAUUACAACAGCAGCCACUGACUUAAACAAUGGUGUUGUGAAGAAGGAAUCAUUGAGUAAAGAGGUGACUCGAAUAUGGGUUAAUGAAGACAUCAAAGUACGGAGCUUUUCUCCAACUCCAAAAUUGCCUCUGAAAGAUGAAGAGGAACCAGAGGAGGAAGACGAUGAGGAAUUGGGGCAUGCGGACACGUAUGCUGAAUAUAUGCCAAUGAAGUUGAAAGUUGGAUUGCGCCAUCCUGAUCCUGUUGUGGAGACCAGCUCCUUAUCCAGUGUAACUCCCCCUGAUGUUUGGUAUCGGUUGACUGUACAGGAGGAGACCAUUGACAGUGGGUGGCUGUCUGCUCUGCAGCUGGAAGCAAUCACAUAUGCUGCUCAGCAACAUGAAACAUUCCUUCCCAAUGGGGAUCGUGCUGCCUUCCUAAUAGGGGAUGGGGCUGGUGUGGGUAAAGGAAGAACCAUUGCUGGUAUCAUUUUUGAAAAUUACCUUCUUGGUAGAAAAAGAUCACUAUGGUUUAGUGUAUCCAAUGACUUGAAGUAUGAUGCUGAAAGGGAUCUGAGAGAUAUUGGAGCAAAAAAUAUCCAGGUUCAUGCGCUGAAUAAGUUCAAGUAUGGAAAAAUCUCUUCCAAACAAAAUGGAAGUGUGAAGAAAGGUGUCAUUUUUGCAACAUAUUCUUCACUAAUUGGUGAAAGUCAAUCAGGUGGAAAAUACAAAACCAGGUUAAAGCAGCUUUUGCAUUGGUGUGGUGAAGACUUUGAUGGAGUGAUAGUAUUUGAUGAAUGCCACAAAGCCAAAAAUUUGUCACCCGUUGGUUCCUCAAAACCUACGAAAACUGGACUGGCAGUGCUGGAACUGCAGAAUAAAUUGCCAAAGGCUCGGGUGGUGUACGCCAGUGCUACAGGUGCAUCAGAACCUCGCAAUAUGGCUUAUAUGAAUCGACUUGGAAUCUGGGGUGAAGGCACACCCUUCAAAGAGUUCAAUGAUUUCAUUCAGGCUGUGGAGAGGAGAGGUGUUGGGGCAAUGGAAAUUGUUGCCAUGGAUAUGAAGCUAAGGGGAAUGUAUAUAGCAAGACAGCUGAGCUUUUCUGGAGUAACCUUCAAAAUUGAAGAAGUUCCCCUCAGUCAAGACUACAUAAAGAUGUAUAAUAGAGCAGUUAAGCUGUGGGUGGAGGCCAGGGAGAAAUUUCAAAUGUCAGCGGAGCUGAUUGAUGCAGAACAGCGAAUGAAGAAGUCCAUGUGGGGACAGUUCUGGUCAGCACAUCAGCGUUUUUUUAAAUAUCUCUGCAUAGCUUCCAAAGUUAAAAGAAUAGUGCAACUUGCCCGGGAAGAGAUCAAAAAUGGAAAGUGUGUGGUGAUUGGUCUUCAGUCCACUGGAGAAGCAAGGACCCUUGAAGCUUUGGAGGAAGGUGGUGGUGAACUUAAUGAUUUUGUUUCAACUGCUAAAGGUGUCCUUCAGUCUUUGAUUGAGAAACAUUUCCCAGCACCUGACAGAAAAAAGCUGUACAGCUUGUUGGGGAUAGAAAUGAAUGUGCCUAGCAAUCAAGACUCUCCGAUUGACAGUCCCUCAAGACAGAACAAAGGAAAAAAACGGAAAGUUAAUGAGGACAAACGAGAAGCUAAAAAAGCUCGCAAGACCAAAGGGCUUGCUGGGAGCAGCUCUUCAGGGAGCGACUCCGAAGUAUCUGAAAGUGAAGGCAGUGACGGAGAAAGUUUUCACUCUGUCAGUUCUGCUGACGAUGACUUUAACCCUUUCAGGGAUGAAUCUUCUGAUGAAGAGGAUGAUCCUUGGUUAGUGAGGAAGGACCGGAAGAAAGACAAAGAGAAGAAGAAGAAGAAGAAAAGUAUUGAUCCAGAUUCUAUCCAAAGUGCCUUGCUAGCAUCUGGCCUUGGAUCUAAAAAGCCCAGUUUCUCCACAACUUCAAUCAGCAGCACAACCAAUAAUGCACUUCCUUCAGGUAACAGUAGCCAUAGCAUUGUAGCCAGCCAGGAUGCAGUAGAAAGAGCCCAGCAAAUGAAACGAGAAUUACUCGAGAAGCUGGACAGGCUUGCUGAAGAUCUACCUCCCAACACGCUGGAUGAACUGAUAGACGAGCUGGGUGGCCCAGAUAAUGUAGCAGAGAUGACAGGCCGUAAAGGUAGGGUUGUGAGCAAUGAUGAUGGCAGUAUAUCUUACGAAUCUAGAUCCGAACUUGAUGUUCCUGUGGAAAUCCUCAACAUCACAGAGAAGCAGCGGUUUAUGGAUGGAGAGAAGAAUAUUGCGAUAAUUUCGGAAGCGGCCAGUUCUGGGAUUUCAUUGCAAGCAGAUCGCAGGGUUAAGAACCAACGACGGCGAGUGCACAUGACCUUGGAGUUGCCUUGGAGUGCAGACCGUGCCAUUCAACAGUUUGGUAGAACACAUCGGUCAAACCAAGUGACUUCACCUGAGUAUGUUUUUCUAAUAUCAGAAUUGGCAGGUGAACAGAGAUUUGCUUCAAUUGUUGCAAAAAGACUUGAAAGUUUGGGUGCUCUUACACAUGGUGAUAGACGUGCCACUGAAACCAGAGAUUUGAGCAGGUUUAACUUUGAUAACAAGUAUGGCAGGAACGCCCUAGAAAUUGUAAUGAAGUCCAUUGUGAAUCUGGACAGUCCACUGGUGUCAUCACCUAAAGACUACAUUGGGGAAUUCUUCAAAGAUGUUCGACAGGGAUUAAUAGGUGUGGGUUUAAUAAAUAUGGAAGACCGUUCGGGACUGCUCACACUAGAUAAAGAUUACAAUAAUAUUGGCAAGUUCCUAAAUCGAAUUCUUGGUAUGGAGGUGCACCAACAGAAUGCACUGUUCCAGUACUUUUCAGACACUUUAAGUGCUGUCAUUCAAAAUGCUAAAAAAAAUGGAAGAUAUGAUAUGGGAAUUUUAGAUCUGGGUUCUGGGGAUGAGAAAGUGAAGAAGCUAGAAGUUAAAAAAUUCCUUACUCCAGGAUAUUCCGUAUCGGGGCAUGUUGAACUGUAUACUAUAAGUGUUGAAAGAGGUAUGUCCUGGGAAGAAGCUACAAAGAUUUGGGCAGAGCAAAUGGGAACAGAUGAUGGCUUCUAUCUGUCAAUGCAGAUAAGAAAUAAUAAAAAGACAGCAAUCCUUGUCAAGGAAGUUAACAAUAAGAAGAGACUGUUCAUGAUGUACAGACCAAAUACUGGCAAACAGCUUAAGCUGGAGAACUAUAUUGACCUAAAAAAGAAGUACAAAAAGGUAUCCUCUGGGGAAGCAGAGUCACAUUGGGUAGAACAAUACAAGUCCUCUGCAGACACAUGUACUCAUGCAUAUUGGCGUGGAAACUGCAAAAAAGUGAGCCUGGGAAUGAUUUGUGAAGUUGGUCUGCGGUGCCGCACUUACCACGUCCUCUGUGGCUCAGUUCUUAGUGUGUGGACUAAAGUGGAGGGUGUCUUGGCCUCAGUAAGUGGGACGAAUGUAAAAAUGCAGAUUGUGCGGUUGAAAACUGAAGAUGGGCAAAGGAUUGUAGGUUUGAUCAUUCCUCAAAACUGUGUCUCACCAUUGAUGAACAUUCUGUCAACGUCAGACCAGUCACAGCAGCUGGCACUGCAACAGCAACAGAUGUGGCAACAGCUGCACCCUCAGAGCAUGAGUCACAUCAGCAACACAUAGUCUUUGGCCAUCUGCACUGGGCCUGACCGUACUUGAAAACUGUGAUUGACAGCGGUGCAGCACCAUGUGACCUUCACUCUUUUCAGGAAUUCAGGGUUGUGCUCCAAAGAGAUUCCUUGAUUAGUGAAGUAUUGAUGAAAACAGUGACUCUGGGAUUGCCUGUAAUUAAAUCAGAGACAAGUUCUGAUUAAUAAAUGGGUGACGAUCGAAGACCUAGACAUAGGGACAUCUUUACUCUUUUUCUUCUCCACCCCCCCCCCCCCCCCCCAAAUCUGUGUCAGUACUUUGUUCUUCUCUGACACUAGCUGCUAUAAUUUUCCACCUCCCAUUUCUGCUGUUCCAGUGAUGCAAGGGAGUGUGUGCACUUGCUGCACACCAGUCAGAUAUUUUGUCUUCAAAAUAACUUCCUAUGUCCUGUUCUGUAGCAUAAGUGAGGGCAUUCUGUAACUUGUUACAAGUGUGGGUGCACCGGUGCUGGAGGCAUGCUGAAGGUUGCGUUACUCGCUGUACCUACUUAGAAUGUUUCAUCUUCAAUACAAGCUUAGUGGAAUUGUAACCCUGUAGAAUUUUUCCUGAUUCUGGUCUGGGUUUGUUAACCCUGAAGUCUUAAAAGUGAACAACCAUUUAUUCAGGGUUUGAUUAUCAUGUAUAUCCUAGUAGCAGGAUGUAAAUAAGAUGCAAAAAAAAUUGCAAAAGUCCCAGCCUAUUUAAAAAAAAAGAGGCAGUAUAAUUGAAGAUUAUGCUGGGAGGAGGGGUCUAAUUGCUUUAUACAGAAGCUGUUUUGAAUAUGUUGAUAUGCUUCCUUUCUCCACAGUAUGUAAUUUCUGGGUAACUACAAAAUGUAUGUUCUGUAUUUCAGUGUUUAAUGGCACAAUCUUAAAUUAUCUGGUGAUUUUUUUUAUAUAUUAAAAUUCUCAGAACCAC
Molecule: messenger RNA, 5393 nt
Organism: Pristis pectinata (smalltooth sawfish)
Lineage: Eukaryota; Metazoa; Chordata; Chondrichthyes; Rhinopristiformes; Pristidae
Gene: sbno1
Product: strawberry notch homolog 1 (Drosophila)
Exons: 31
Coding region: 384-4469 (1361 amino acids)
Biological process (GO): regulation of DNA-templated transcription
Cellular component (GO): nucleus
Molecular function (GO): chromatin DNA binding; histone binding
Source: RefSeq, a predicted model, not a curated record